Molecule: messenger RNA, 988 nt
Organism: Cucurbita moschata (crookneck pumpkin)
Lineage: Eukaryota; Viridiplantae; Streptophyta; Magnoliopsida; Cucurbitales; Cucurbitaceae
Exons: 2
Coding region: 53-643 (196 amino acids)
Source: RefSeq, a predicted model, not a curated record
AAGAAGAAGAAGAAGAAGAAGAAGAAGAAGAAGAAGAACAGAGCGAGGGAAAAUGGUGUUGUGGGAGAUUACAUUGGCAACAGCGUAUUUCUUGGGGCUAAAGCGAACGUUUAAGCUCGCUAUGAAGAUUCAGCGACGUCUUGUUUCCCCCAAGCACCCUCGGAUUCGUCAAUUUCUGCGCGGACGUACACGCGCCAUAUUUGAUGUUACCGUAAAAGUUCACCAGAGAAUUCAGCAUCGAAACACAGAAGUUGGUAAUCUUGGUAGCUGGAUUUCACGAGGGCUUAAUCGAAUGAAACAAUCCGCUGAGAUUCAUGAACCUCCAAGGGGGCCUAUGAAAUGUAUGAAAAUGGUGAAGCAGGCUUCCAGCUCCUACUUGAAACACCGGCCCAGCCCUCGAGCUGUGAUUAGUCAGAAAUUCGAUCAAUAUAUGUCAAUUACCUCAUCAGUACACAGAUGGCCUAAGCCCUUCCCUACCAUUGCAAUGAUCAUGAGGCAGCCGAAGCCUGCUGGAACUGGGACCAUGAUCCAAUACCGACAAUAUGGCAUUUGUGGCUCUGAAGCAAUGAAAAUGAAUUACAUAGGAGGAGGUUUCAACAACGUUAUUCGAGAAGAUAUUAUGCGGUGGAUGCUCCGAAAUUAGAAGAGAAUGUUUUCUAGUUGCCCUCUCCUUGGAGACUACAAUAUUUGGCCGACAAUACAGUCUUUAGUCAAGUGUUUAGCUUCCAAUCUUAGAUUGUUCCUUCUCUUCUUGAUGUAAAAUCUUUCUAACAUGUUCCUAGGGAAGUUGGAAAUCAUGUCUAUGCACAUGAAUAAAUUAGAUAGCUAAUCCCCAGUAUGAAAGAGACCUCUUUGAAUCGACAUUUUAAGCGCUUAAAAACGCUUUAAUACUUUAGAACUCUUAAAAAGUCGUUCCAAUGAGUCUAUACCAUAGUUACCAAAAUGUCCACUUGGAAGUUCAUUGAAUAUACUUCAUUUAAGCUGGGUA